GUAGAGUUGUUCAUGCGAGAAAAAGAAAACGAAAGAGGAAUAAAAAAUGUAGUAGAUUAUCCGGUUUUCCGCAAACCAUCGUCAAGGAUUUGAGCGUGCAAUAAACUGUCAAGUUUCUUGUAAUCAGCAUUUUAUUGCAUAGCUAUCAUAUCCCCGUGUUUUUCGCUCUUUCUCUGUUUUAUCCGCGAUAUAAAACUCAUAGCAACAAUAAAUCGGUGUGCGUGGUCUGCUAGAAAGACUAUUUGAUUCGUGGGCGGUUUCUCCGAAGUGAUUUUUUUUUCACGAAUGACAGUUCCGCGUUUGACAGGAGACCGCCGGAGAUCGCGACGUAAAUAACACGCUCUGUCGCUCUCCACCUCCUUCUCUCUCGUUCUCUACUACUAUCUCGGAACGUCACCCAUCGUUGAGAUAUCCAUUUUUAUUUUGUGCUAGGAUAAUGAUCUUCAAUCGCACGUUCGAUCAUACUGGCGAGCUUGGCAUCGCGAUAAAAAACAUCCUUGUCAAGAUCUGAAACGGAUCUAAGAACAAACAGCCAAAGCAUGAACAUAAUGCGGAAAUUGCGCAUGGGGAAUGCAGUGGGGGGUAUGGGCUCCAGUACAGCAGGAAGCAUAGACGAUGGUGCUGGAGGAGCAAAUCCACAGCAUACGGCACUCGGUCUCAUGCACUUGAAGAAACUUUUUUCCGAAUACACUCACCCUCCGCAUGAACUUUCUGAGACAGAAAGGGAUGAUAAACUCUAUAACAUGUUGCCUCUUUUCUGUAAGGUAUUUGGAACAAGUCCUUCAGGGGACAUGAAUGAAAAGUUCUGGGACAUCCUAGCAUUUGCGCAACAAGUUUCGAAGUUAAUGGUUACAGAAAUUCGAAGAAGAGCAAGUAAUCAGAGCACAGAAACAGCCAGCUGUGCCAUAGUGAAGUUUUUGGAAAUUGAGAACAGUGAAGAGUCAAGCAAUGGAUGGAUGUUGUUGUCGGCACUCAACCUUCUGGCUGCUGGUGAUACUACCCUGAUACAGGCAAUGACAAGUGCAUCGGUACCAUCGACUUUGGUAAAGUGUCUCUAUCUGUUUUUCGAUUUGCCUGAAAUGAGUGAAAGUGAGGCCGACGAAACGGAUGUAAAUAGCGAAUUUACACCCAGGGAACGUCGGAUAUUGUUGCAGAAGAUAUUCGUGCAGGUGCUCGUGCGACUGUGUAGUCAUCCAUAUCCUGCCGACGAACUUGCACGAAAGGACGAUUUAACAUUGUUAUUCUCGGCCAUAACAAGCUGGUGUCCUCAGUAUAACGUAAUGUGGCGGAAGAGCGCAGCUGAAGUUCUCAUGACUCUUUCUCGACAUGGACUCACGACGAAUGUCGUUUCGUACAUCCACGACAAAGGCUGCAUUGCUCUUUGCAUCGAUAAUAUGCAACGAGUUCCAGGAUUAGCGCCCUUAGAAGUCGUUGAAAUGUUCGUAACUGUAUUUUGCUUUCUCAAGGACUCUAGCGAAGUGUCACAAACCCUAUUGGACGAUUUUCGUGUAUGUCAGGGAUACACUUUCCUCUCGGAAUUUUUGUUAAAACAUGCACCUUCAAAACUGGAGCAGGAUGAGAGAGGAGAGGCACAGGAUGCUAUCAGAAAUUUGGUAUUGAUGCUCGCUUCGUUAACAAUGUGCGGGCACAUCGAAUUGAAACCGACACAAGCGAGUAUGGGUUCCUUGUUUCAAAUGCUUGGUUUCUCGCUACCUCAGCCAAGCAACAGAGGUGGUAGCGUUCGCAAUAUCCAGGCUUUUACAGUAUUGCAAUCGGUAUUCGUCAAGUCGAAUUCACCGUUGCUAUGUUGCACGAUUCUUGACGCAAUAUCCAGCGUGUAUCACAGCGACAAUGCCAAUUAUUUUAUCCUUGAGGGCGAAAAUACACUGUCACAAUUCGCAGAGAAAAUACACCUGAAAAAUCCGGAGAUACAAGAAAAGUUCUUCCAACUCCUGGAAUUCAUUGUUUUCCAGUUAAACUUUGUGCCUUGCAAAGAACUUAUAUCUCUCUCGAUAUUACUCAAAUCGAACAAUUCGGUCAAUUGCAGCAUCAUGUGUAUGGAAACACUGCUUAAUAUACUCAGGCACAAUAUUAUAUUCAAGGAUGUAUACCGAGAGGUCGGUAUGUUGGAAGUUUUCGUAACGUGUCUUCAUCGCUAUGCCACUUUGUUGAAAGAUAAACAAGCUGCGAUCGAUCAAGGAUUGGAGUACAAAAUGUGUCCGGAACAAGAACGUCUCGGAGGCCUAGUGAUGGAGGCCUUGACGACUUUAUUGGCUGGUAAUGUUCAGAACGCGAAAGUCUUCAGAGAAUGCGGUGGCGCUCGAUGCGCUCACAAUUUGGUACCUUACAUGGACUGUAGAUUCCCAGCACUUGGAAUUGUUCGCGAGCUCAUUUUGAGCGCCGGUGGCGAUGAUGAUAUGGCGACUUUGUUGGGCGUGAUGCAUUCGGCUCCGUCGAAUGCUCUGCUUCUUAAAACGCACAUCCUUAAGUCGCUGCUCGCCUGCCUGAGAGAAUCGCAUCGUACGCGCACGGUUUUUCGAAAAGUCGGUGGGUUCGUGUACGUUAUGUCGGUUUUGGUAUCGCUCGAAGCUCAAUUGGGACCCCAUCCGCCAAAAAAUAUGAACGAGCCAUGCAACGACGUUGUCCAACGCAGUCCCCAAGACGAGGCCCAAUUAUUGACGCUCUUGCACGUUGUUUUUCAUACGAUAAGCACAGCAAUGAGAUUCGAGCCUGCCAACGCGAAAUUCUUUCAUCUCGAGAUAUGUCAAUCCAGUCUUUGCGAUACUUUGCGUCUUCUCGGCUGUUUUUCAAGCAACACUAAACUUCUGGAAUCGCAUGUUUUGCCUUCGCUGAAUUAUAAUACAUCUCUCCUCGGACUCUUUACCGGAAGUGUCCUCGAUCCUGUUUUCCCCAGCGAUAUUCCACCAACUCUAUGUUACACUUGUCUUUUGUUACGUUUGCUCUAUGACGUUGCUCUCGAUGCCUUCGACAAACCCAAUUUGGCAGCCGUUGGGAUGCGAUCUCCUUGUCAUAAACAAACAAGUGUUGAGCAACAAAAAUCGCUCGAUUCACCAGGCAGUGGUAAACGUUCGUCAGUAAAUUCAUUAAAUUUGAAUCCCCCGACACCCGAGCCGGUAAUCGUUCAUCCAGGGAUCGUAGUUGGAAUGCUGCACCUUUUGCCAUCGAUAAACUAUCAGAAGAACCCGGAAGUAGCUUUGGCGUUGCAGAUUUACGUAGCCGAAGUUAUCAAGAGCUUGGUACGGUCAGAGAGAAACCAACAGGUCAUGUGUGACGCGGGUAUGGCUGGUGAACUGUUAGCGGUUGGCAGAAUUGCUCUUCAGGAUGAGACUCAUCCGCUUCACCAACCUCUUCAAUACAUAAUCGAACGACUUGCUGCUCAGUCUUUGGAACCAAGGGAUUUGAGAGAAUUUUUGCGACUCGGUGAUCCUCUUUGUUGCAUUUCACUGGAUGAUAUCGAAGCCAACAAACCGCGAGGGGGUCCUGUGCCACUAACCCGCAUAAAAACCCUCGUCUCGAUGACAACGCCUAAAGAUUUUCGAGCUCACGGUUCUUGCACCUUGCCACCUUUUGUCGAAUUGGAUAUGAGCGCCGAGGGCUUCGCUUGUCUUUACUUGCCCAGCGUUGCACCUCAGAGCACAACACCACCGACUGUUGUUGCUGCUGACAAUAGCGUUCUCGGUGGAAUAGGAUCCGGUGACAGACUUUUCCCGCCACAAACGGGCCUGACAUAUAGCACAUGGAUUUGCGUAGACAAAUUUAGCGAUCCGAGAACGGAUCCUCAUUGCGUGCGAUUAUUGACCCUGGUUCGAAGUCCUCCAUCGUCUCGGGAUCUCAUUUGUUUUGCUGCCGUAUUGAGCGCACGUGACAAAGCGAUAAUCGUCUCGACGCAGGAAACUCCAUUGCCACAGAACAUUGGCGAGUGGGAGCCCGAAGGAACUGGCGAGAGUGGCGCGAGAGUUUGGUGUCCGGACCUUCUUCACGAGGGACAAUGGCAUCAUAUAGCAAUUGUACUGAAUCGAGCGGUCCUCAAAAAUUCAAGUUUCUCCCUUUAUUUGGACGGUCAACAUAUCCAAAGUCAGAAGUUACAUUACAUUACUCAAACCCCCGGUGGAGCAGCUACGAAUUUAACAGUAGCUUCGCCAGUGUAUGGAUACGUCGGUACUCCGCCUUGCUGGAGACGUUAUUCGAGGCUUACUUGGAAGCAAGGACCGUGUCAUCUCGUCGAAGAAGUUUUCAAUUCUCAGAACAUAUCUUGUCUUUUCAAGCUCGGACCGCACUAUAUGGGCAGUCUGCAAGCGCCGCAAUAUAUUGGCCCGGAACCUUUAUCCGCCCUUUUGUCCGAGGAGAAAGUAGUUUUCGGUUUGAAUGCCAAAGCAAUGUCGCAGCUGACACUCGCAAAAAUACGCAAGGUUUACAGCCGGGCUGACAACAGAUCAAUAGCGAAACAGCUCGGUAUGUCGUCGCAUGAGAACGCAACGCCCAUCAGAGUGCUACAUAAUUCUGCUGGACAUUUGAGUGGACCAGCAAGAGCUUUGGGAGGUGUAGUCGUCGGUUAUCUCGGAGUUCGUGUCUUCGGACCUCGCCCUGUCGCCACAAUGAUUGACAACGUCGGUGGAUGCUCCGUGCUGCUCGGCUUAAUCGCAAUGGCUCAAGACGUCGAGUCUUUGUACGCUGCUGUAAAAGCUCUUGUUUGCGUUGUGAGAUCGAAUCAAGCUGCGCAAUUAGAAAUGGAUCGUCGACGUGGAUAUCAAACAUUAGCGAUGUUGCUGCGCCGGAAAUGCCCACUCCUGAACAGUCACAUACUUCAUCUGACAUUCAGUCUUGUUGGAACCGUCGAUAGCGGGCGAGAGACAAGCGCAAUACCGAACGUCACCGCGUUUCAAGAUCUCCUCUGCGAUUUGCAGGUUUGGCACGAAGCACCCGGAGAACUUUUGCGCUCGUUGCUCGAACAUUUGUACGAGCUUAUCGCUGAGUGCAGCGAAAAGCGGACGAAUUUGCGACUCAUGAGAGACUUGCAAUUGGUUCAUAAAUUGUUGCACAUAUUGGGCGACGUAAAACAAAACUCAACGAGGCAAGUUCUGCUAGCGUUGUUGAACAUUCUUUUGGGACAGCCUCGACAAGCUGAUCUUUUAUGGUUUGGACAAUUCAUCGUGGCGACCUUGCCGCUUAGCUCCGAAAAGCAUUUGGUUCUACGCGAAAGCGAAGGUGUUAAGGAGGGCGAGGGCGAGAGUAUUCUUCUACGAAAUCGAUGCUUGCAACUUUUGCAUUCCUUGCUUUUUAAUGGCUCGAAAGUAAAUGCCAGCAUGUGCGACGAACUGGCGAAAAUACUCGGACUCGAUUGGGUCCUUCUUUUCUUGCAACCUGGCUUGCACAGUACGACUGUCGUAUGGGGAUUGAGGAUACUCGUCGCUGUGUGUUCCGUUCAACCAAUUUUGCAAAAGUUCAAGGAAGGUACCAGCAAUGGUGGCUGGCUGCGUCACACCGAUCAUAACAAAAUGGCCAUGGCACUUGGCUGUCAUCAACAAAUACCUGGUGGGGACCUCAAAACCCCGGAAUUCCAUGUACCAGGAUUUCAACAUCUCGGCUGGUUACUGCCCCAACACGUUGACCUUGUCCCGGAGCUUUACUUUUUGUUUAUAGCUUUAAUGAUGGGCCAACCCAUAAAAUUAUUGCCCGCAGAUUCCAAAUUGGAUCUCGACAACGUGUGGAACUUUAUGUUCGGUGUUCCGGCGAAUCAUUUACCUUCUUCCUUUGCGGGUAAAAUAAAUCUCUGUCCGGACGCGGUUGUGACACUUUUGGCGAUGGUUCGAACUAUGCUGAAUACUCAUGCGAAUAACCCGGACGCUCUCGCAGAUUGGUUAAACAAUUAUCCAGUCACGAUAAUCCAAUUUCUUUUCUUCCUGUAUCAUAAUUUCACAGAUUUCAUGCAAGUAUUUAUGUCCGCGGAAGUUUUGGGUGCGCUUGCCGGAAGUCUUUUCCCAAAGCCUGCGAGCGGUAGUCAAGACAGCAGCGGAGCGAGUACACCCGCAGAUGAGAAUGCAAAAAUAUUUCAGGAACCUGUAUUAGUGCGAUCGCCUUCGAAGGACAUUGGUCUGACGAAUCAUCCGGCAAGGAAAUUUGUAAUGGAUUUCCUACGCGUGAUUGUUGUGGAUUCUCUAUCGCUGCCGGUUACUGCAAAAUCUCCGCCGGCGAUUGAUCUCGUUUUGGACGCUUGGCCCGAACACGCCUCAACUUCUCAGCAAACGCGAUAUCAAACCGAAGUUUUGUCUAUUCUGAUGGAACAUCUCUUGGCUGCAGAUGUUCUCAUUGGCGAACAAGCAGCUUUGCCUGUCGUUCCAGGCGGCUCAGCCAAUAAUAUUCCCAACAACGUCUGCUAUGUUACUGCACGAAUAGUUGACAAACUAUGGCAAGGCGCUCUCACCAAAGACCCUCACGAGGUUUUCGAUUUCAUCGUAAAGCUUAUUUGUCAAGCGAAACGUCGUCCAGGUGCAGUCAGCAUCGAAGGACUUCAUCAUUGUUUAAAUCGUACCAUUCUAUUUUUACUGUCGCGAUCGACAGAUUCCAUUACUGAUCAAACCGCCGUAUUGGAUGCGCUGCACAAACUCACGACUCACAGACUACUUGUUUUCGGCCCUGGUAACCAUGAACUCGAGUUCAUUAGCUGCCUGACUUACUGCCUCCUCCAAUUGACUGCCGAUAUAAAAGUAAUGCUGGAUUCGAACAUGAAAACGACAUGGCACGUUAAUCCACAAGUGGAAGCGAGCGACGAUCGUUUGACGUCGCAUCAGGGCCACAAAUUGAUGGCUGGUGCGGCAACGAGGGUUUGGGAAGAGCUCUAUGUUCGUAAAAAGCCUGCUAUUGAGGAAGUUUUCAAAAUUAGUCUUCCAGCGCCAAUAGGGAACGAACGAGCUCCUGACCUUACCGUCGUUCGCGAACAAGUUCACGAAGCUGCAACGAAACUUUGGCUCAAUUAUGUUGUGCUUGAACGAAAAGCCUCUUACAGAGUUCCUUGGGAACUGCACAAUCAGAUACAAUCGAAAAUACAAAAAGUAACUGGGGGUUUAACGAGGCUUGCGAGCCGCACAAAAGUUCGUAAAGAGGAAUCCGUUCGCGUGAGGCUGCGACUCCAUCACAGCACCGUUGCUCAAGGCACUGAGCAACACGUUGCUCUUGUUCGUGAAUUAGCAGCUGCUCGGAGAUUGCAGCAGCAACAGACCUAUCAGCAUACUCAACGUUACGUUUAUCAGGAAUGGCUCCAAACCGAAACGGAAUUAACCCGUGAACGCGGAUUAUGGGGUCCUCCUACGCCUACGAAACUGGACAAAUGGAUGCUGGACAUGACGGAAGGGCCUUGUCGAAUGCGCAAGAAAAUGAUGAAGAACGACUUGUUCUACAUUCACUAUCCUUACAGGCCUGAACUUGAUCAUCCGGAUAAUAAACAAUUAAAGUACAAAGUAGCCACGAGCAUGGACAGUAAAGAAUAUUAUCUGAAGCAACUCGGCAAUUGUUCGGGUAUGUUUGAGCGUGAACGCGAUCCCGUGAUCGACGAUACUCCGUUGAAUGUAAACGAAACGUCAACUGACAGCGAACCUCCAAUGGUACCAUGUACAUUGGAACGUCACGCGAGCGAGCCCGAUGAACCAUCCGAGGAUAACGAACAAGAGGAAGAAAAUAAUCAGGCUGUUCCGGAUAAUCAAACUCUCCUCAGAUUGUUGGAAGAGCACGAAAAAAUAAGCCACAUGUUUAGAUGCGCGAGAAUUCAAGGACUCGAUACGACUGAGGGACUCUUGUUAUUUGGCAAAGAGCACUUCUACGUCAUAGACGGUUUUACUCGUCUGAAGUCACGCGAAAUUAGAGAUAUUGAGAGUUUGCCCGAAGCUUACGAGCCUAUUUUACCAUCACCAGGAUCGCCCAGACGUUCGAGAGCCAUGAGACAAUGUUCUAAAUUCAAUUAUGAAGACAUUAGGGAAGUACAUAAACGAAGAUAUCUUCUGCAACCGAUGGCACUCGAAGUCUUCAGCGGAGACGGUCGCAAUUAUUUGCUUGCUUUUCAACAAAAAGUACGAAACAAGGUUUAUCAGAGAUUCAUGACGUUCGCGACGGCGAUUGCUGAUAGCGCGCAUCAAUCUGUUGCCGGUCAAAAACGAACGGCGAACGUGGAACAAGCCACCGGCCUCCUGUCAAAUCUGAUCGGGGAAACUUCUGUGACUCAGCGAUGGGUGAGAGGCGAAAUAUCCAAUUUCCAAUAUUUGAUGCAUCUCAACACUCUGGCUGGGCGGAGUUACAAUGAUCUUAUGCAGUAUCCGAUAUUUCCUUGGAUAUUGGCUGAUUACGACAGUGAAGAGCUCGACUUGAACGAUCCUGCGACAUUCCGCGACUUCAGUAAACCCAUGGGAGCUCAGAGUCCAGAGAGACUGCUUCAGUUUAAAAAGAGGUACAAGGAAUGGGAUGAUCCACACGGUGAAACACCACCUUAUCAUUAUGGAACGCAUUAUUCAUCGGCCAUGAUUGUCUGCUCUUAUUUGGUCCGCAUGGAACCAUUUACUCAACAUUUUCUUAGAUUACAAGGCGGACAUUUCGAUUUGGCCGAUCGCAUGUUCAACAGCGUAAAAGAAGCUUGGCUUUCAGCAUCGAAACACAACAUGGCUGACGUCAAAGAGCUCAUUCCAGAAUUCUUUUAUCUGCCCGAGUUCCUUGUAAAUUCGAAUCAUUUCGACCUCGGUUCGAAACAGAGUGGCGUUCAGCUUGGUGACAUAGUUCUUCCACCUUGGGCAAAACAGGAUCCUCGUGAAUUUAUACGCGCUCACAGACUCGCUUUGGAGUGCGACUACGUUUCUCAACAUUUGCAUCAUUGGAUUGACCUCAUAUUCGGAUGCAAACAAAACGGACCAGCGGCUGUUGACGCGGUCAACGUUUUUCAUCACUUAUUUUACGAGGGAAACGUCGAUAUUUACAAUAUCGAUGAUCCUCUAAAGAAAAACGCGACGAUCGGAUUUAUAAAUAAUUUCGGCCAGAUACCAAAGCAAUUGUUCAAGAAGCCUCAUCCCUCGAAGAAAAUGACUCAAAGGACAAGCGUUAUCGAUCCAGGCCCGAUAACUCCAGGCCUCAGUAUCACAACUUCCGAUAGACUUUUCUUUCACAACUUGGACAAUUUGAAACCAUCACUUCAGCCAAUAAAGGAAUUGAAAGGGCCCGUCGGGCAAAUACUCCACGUGGACAAAGCCGUACUUGCGGUUGAACAAAACAAAACUCUCAUACCCCCUUCUUUCAAUAAAUACGUCGCUUGGGGCUUUGCCGAUCACUCACUAAGAAUAGGAAAUUACGAUAGCGACAAGGCGAUUUUCGUUUGCGAAGCUAUGAUGCAGAGCAGCGGAGAGAUCGUCGCGUGCGUUUGUCCCUCGUCAAAACUCAUUGUAACGGCUGGCACAAGCUCUGUCGUGACUGUUUGGGAGUACGCUAAACGACAGUUGUCAAUAAAGCAAUCACUUUACGGCCAUAUCGACGCUGUAACGUGUUUGUCGUCGAGUCCUGCGUACAACGUGAUUGUGUCAGGUUCACGGGAUGGUACAGCAAUUAUUUGGGAUUUAUCAAGAUGCUUGUUCGUGCGUCAAUUACGCGGACAUGCAGGACCUGUAGCUGCAGUUGCUAUAAAUGAUUUAACGGGCGAUAUUGCAACGUGUGCCGCAACUUGGUUACACGUUUGGAGCAUUAACGGUGAAGAAUUGGCAAGUGUUAACACUUGCGUUGGCCGAGCUGAUAGAAUGCAACAAAUUCUUUGUGUAGCAUUCAGUCAAACUCACGAAUGGGAUUCCCAGAACGUUGUCAUGACCGGCUCGACUGACGGUGUCGUACGCAUGUGGUCGAUGGACUACGUCCAAGUACCCGCGGAAGAAGAAGAGACACACGAAGCUCCUGUUGAGAAUGAACGCAAACAACAGUCGAGUACCGAGGAGGACAGACACGAGAGCACAAAAAAGAGAGUUCACGAAUUGGUUAAACAAAUGAGCAUAUCUGCGGAGGGCUCAGGUAUGCUAGCCAAGAGUGGCUCUGAGAGUAGUCUUUCAGAAGCUGAAAACACGAAAGAAGCGUCUCGCCUUCACGAGGAAAAAGAGGAAUGUUCGGACAAUGAAGAGUCGAGCAAUGGCUCUGGUAAUCGAAACUCCGGUAAAAAUGGACAAUCACCAACGGUUGUCCUUAGGCGAAAAAGUCGGGGUAAUCCAAUGUUCAGAAAAAGUGAAGGAGGUGGUCGUGCUGACAGCGAGGGCACGCAAACAACUGAAUCGGUGAAUACCAGUACUGCUGGAGUGGAUUCCGAGGGUGCCUUGAGGACGAGUAAAAGUGACACGAGCUUGACCGACAGUUUCGUCAUGGUGAACGAGGCUGACACCAAACCUCGAAGAAUAAAUCCCCAAAAUAUCCUUCGCGACGGUUUCAAGUGGCAGAGACAACUUGUUUUUCGCAGUAAAUUGACCAUGCACACAGCUUACGACAGAAAGGAUAAUGCUGAGCCAGCUUCGAUCACGGCUCUUGCAGUUUCUCGUGAUCACCGAACCGUUUACGUUGGUGACACAAGAGGUCGGGUCUUUUCGUGGAGUGUUUGCGAACAACCAGGUCGAACGGUCGCCGAUCAUUGGCUGAAAGACGAGGGCGCUGACUCUUGCGUAGCGUGUUCCGUUAGAUUUAAUAUCUACGAGAGGAAGCACCAUUGUCGUAACUGUGGACAAGUUUUUUGUUGGAGGUGUAGCAGAUUCGAGUCGAAGAUAUCUCGGCUUGGUAUAUUGAAACCAGUGCGAGUAUGCCAAGGUUGUUACUCGACGUUACGAAACCAAAGCUCGACGGAAAGUAACACUUAAUCAGAAUGUAGGAAACUUCCAUGAAUAUCUCGUCGCUAUAAUAGUUCUUCAUCGGUGGGACGCUUGACUCCCACUGCGAACAUAAGCGAAAGGGAAUAAGAAAGGGAAGAAAUACGCGCGUAUUUGCUACAAAAUUUUUUCUCCUCUCAGUGAUAACUGCCCCUUUGAAAAAAACAGACCUCCCGAACAAAAAGAAAUCAUUAUACUGUAACUUAUCUGUAUACGAAUUAUGGAGAACGCAAUGGCGCCAGCAGGAUUCGUCAGUAAAUUCAGCAGGAAUAGUCUUUUCCCGCUCGAACAUAUUUUCAUUUUUCUGUUUUUCCAGAAAAGUCAUGUGCGAAUUGGAAUUAUGGGAAUCCUCCAAUCACUGGGUCAAGUACCUUCUGUAACAUGAACGUACUAAUUAUGUGAGAUGAGAUUUACGAUGCCAGGAAGCUCGUGAGUCAAAUUAUUCAAAGAAGGUCAAUAUCACGUUGUAAAAUGAAGAUAGAAAAAAGAUAUGAUAAAAUGAUCUAGACGACGUGCAAAGAAAAAACAAAAUAGCAAAAACUGAAGACAAAACAAAUCGGGGACCUCGCGAGUCAUAUGUAAGAUCGUUCAGCUUUGUUUAUAAGACCCGCUAUAUUUAUCUAUACAAUCUGUGAUCUGUUUUUACUUUAUUGUAUAUUAAUCGUAUAUUACUAUUAUUUAUUUUGUUGAUUUUACUUUUUAUAGUUAUCGUUUGAUUUUCUUGCAACUUUGUCGGGCUGCAAAGUCAAAGUCUUUCCAGAUUCGGUUUUUUCCAUUUUUUUUUUUAAAUCAUUGUUCGAUCAUUUUUUACUCUGUAACUGAGAUUUAUCCACGAAGAAAUUAUAUUCCGCUAGCCAGCCAAAUAUCAUUGUACGAUAAUAUUCAUAGCGCUAGAGAUUUUUCGAAAUUUCGAACAGGCCUUGAGUGUGCCAUCGUUCAUUAGAUCUUUUUUUCUCAGAUAUUCUGUUAUCGCAAACAAAUUGCUUCGCUCACAAAAUGUUUGUGAACCUCAUUUUUUCGCCCAUAAAAAUUGUAAUUAUCAAUUGUUCGUUAUCGCAAAUGAAAUGAAAACGAGUUCCAUUUUUAUUAACUCCAAUGGUACGAUCGCGUGGGUCAAGCUGUGACGAUGUAUCGGUCGUUGAAUCCAAAACAUACAAACGUCUUUUUGAAUCGAUCUGAAUGACCGGUACAUCCUCGAGAUUGGAAAAAACGGGGUCUCUAAAAUUAUUCAAGCAAAGUUAAUGUGACUCAAGCCGAAGACCAAAGAUGGUUGAAUUAGAGAGAAUAACAACGGUUUGGAAGAACAAAAAAAGAAUUGUGCCAACAUUAUGGAAAGCACGUUUAUUGCUUGGAUUUUUUCAAGAUCACAAUUUUUUACAAGCCCCCGCUAAUCCGAUUGAUCGACAAAGAAAUGCAAUGAAAUUUACAGUGUCAAUUCACCAUACAGCUGCGAUCAUUUUUUUACUCUGUCAAAAAAAUAAUCAUCCUCUUAGACUAAAAACCGAGAGAUUUAGAAUUUUACUCUGAAACAGCACAAAAAAUACUUGAGAAAAAACUUAAUUAUAUUUUUACCUGAAGAAAAAUGUAAUGAUUGUCAAAGUUUACGAAACGAACGAUUCCAUUUCUCAGUACGAUUACAGCCGAGUUUUUUUUUCAAAUCAGUGUCUCGUAAACCUCAAAUAAUUUACUCAAUGAUCGUUCUCUUUUCACUCCAGCCAUAUUAUUGUAAUCGAUUGUUUACAUUUUUUCCAAUUUAAGCCUACAAUCGAUUAUUUUCACCAUAAGGUUACUGAAAAUCAAGGGCAUAGUUGUUUAUUAUUAAAACGGGUAGAGGGUCAAGCGUUGCUCUUCGUCGAUAAAUCGCAAUCUUGGCCUAAACCCUCUCGUUUAUUAGCUUAUCGAUGUUUGUACCACACUACAGCGCUAUUAAAACAUAGAGACAAUACCAUUAUCUAUAGCGUAAAAUACAUGACCGAAAGUGUGCAAAAAAGCCGCGUAGAACCACGGUAUUCUAGUAGAGAAGAAAAAUUGUUAGAUAAUUGAAAAAAACCUACACAAUCACGUUGGCCAGAGACGAGAAUGGUUUUGGAGGGGUUGGACAGAUGGACGCAUUUAAUUAUUCUCCAAAAUAAUGGAUCAAUUAUUUAGACAUUUUUGUUUUAAACUCGAUAUUUUCUCGUCCAAUCGCAAGAUUGGACGAACAUUGGAGAUGAUUGGAGAAUAACUAAACGAUUGCUGAAAAAAAGUGUCUAUCUCUGGGCUAAAUGCAAUGCGUCAAUGAGAUUUCCUUCGUUGUUCAAAUAAAGAGACAAAAAUAGUGUGGAUAUGUGUGCGUAUGCCUGUAUGUAUGUAUUAUAAGACGGAAAACAAAAUUGUUAGUCUAAAUACGUUGUCAAAAUGCUGUGUUUCAUGCUGUAUAUUUUAAACUCUUGACAAGCAACGGGCUCUUGCCUUUUGAGAACAACAAUAUUUAUGAUUGCUUAUUUCUCUGAAGAUUAUUCGUUGUCACAGUUUAUUACUAAACUUGUGUUCCAACACCUCUUGAAAAAUUGACGAUCAAGAACACGGUUUGAUUUUCUGCUUAAAUCAGAGCUUGUCUCAAUUGAAAUAUAUUGGAUCUAUACGAUUAAACAAUCAGGAAAAUGCAAGAGCAUCGAUUCAGAAUGAAGAUAAGAUAAAGUCAGUUUGAUUAUUGACCAUUCGCCUGAUUCGAUGGUUACUUUAAAAAAAAAUAGUCAAAUUCGAUUCCGUACUCGAAAAUGAUUUUAUGAAUUGUUAAAAACUAUUAAUAAUUUGGCAUAAUUCUUAUCGAAUCAAUAACUUCGUAUUUUUAAUACGAAUUUUAUUAUAUUCUAUGAAAUUUCAUUAUCUUGGCAUAUAGUUAUUAGAAUUCUCACCGAAUCACAGUAUUUCUGUAAAAGAGAGUGUAAAAGCUGGAUAAAUGUUGUACAAAAUCUGUACGAAACAAUAUUAUCGCGUAGUCAAAUGUAGAAAUAAUAAAAGACAAGAAAAGAAAAUAUAAUGUUAUAAAUAGAUAUAACAUUUGACGAGUGAUGGCAGAGUUUUUUCAAAGUCGUUGGAAUAGUACAGAAUAAAUAGGGUGCGCGCCUCGAGAAUCUUCUCAUCCUUAGAGAAUUUCAUUUACAUUUCUCGAGUCAAAAAUCAAUAUUAUAAUUGAAGAAAAUAUGAACAAAAAAACAAAAUGACUUUGCAUUACAAAGAAAGCAAUUUUUUUAUCGUUCAAUAAAUCCUCGUGUGCAGCAUCAAUGCUUUCUUGAAAGUGUCAUGAAAAAUGAAUGUUUACUCAAGAAAAUUGGAUAAUCCAGUGGAGGCAUGGCAAAUUUUUCGAGUCAUUGCAACACUCAUUCGAUUUUAUCUCAUCUCCCCAAAUUUAUAGGAAUAACAUCAUAAUUUUGCCUAAAAUAAUGAUUUCAUGGUUUUGUUGAUAUUUAACACUUUUUUUCUUGGUACUCCUCAUUUUUCAUAAAUAAAUAGUAUUUGAUUUCAUGGUUUUAAAAUAGUCGGAAUUAAAUCAUAAAAAUAAAAGGUCAAACUGCCACAAAGUGAAGAUUGAAACAGCACACUGGUAAAAUUAUAUUAUUUUCUUUAGUAUCUAGUCAAAUUAUUUGCGUAUUUGGUGCCAGUUCGUUGAAACAAAAUUCAUUUAUACAGUUUUAUACUAUAACCAACGAUAUUUUUACUCCGUUUGCAAUACUUUUUAUUUGAUUUCAUCAGUAUUAUUAUUAUUUGAAAAUACUAAUAUUCAAUUGUACAUAAUUCUCGAGAUACUGCAUAUGAUUUCUUCUUAUUGCAUACGAAUAAAUAUCUAUGAAAACGAGAGAGAUCGUGAUAUAUUCUGUUGUCAGACUAAACAUAGUUUUUUUUUCUAAAGUGGAAAAGGAAUAAAUAAGCGAAGGAACCAAGUAUAGAAAAAUCAGUGAGGAAUUAAUUUUCAAACUGAUUAUCGAAGAAAAAAGAAUGAAACGAAAAUAAAAAAAACGUCUUUUUCUGUCUGUGCGUGGCUGAAUGAGAAAAGGCUACAAACUUUUCGUUCCCUCAUUCAUUUUUCGUUCAUUAGUUUGUUUCUUAAUACGAUCCCGAAUAUUCCAAAAGUAUUGAAGUAAAAAAUGAGGCAAAAAGUUUGUGAAAAUGUGCGGAAAGAGAAAAUAAGAAGUCUAAUGAAUAAUUUUUAGUCUAUAAAACAAUCACUGAUAUGAUAAUAAUCUUGAAUGCCUACACAAGUUUAUAGAAUCGUAACAAUUUAGCGAGAUGGAAAUAAAAGACAAAAAACAAUUUUACGUAGAGUCGCUUAUGAAACCACCAAUCUGUACCAAGUGAGUCGACGGCGUUGAGUGAACAAUAGAAAACAACAGACAAAAAUCGAUACUUUUAUUUAUCUGCACCAGUCGUCUCGUUGAAAGCAAAAUUUAUUGUAAAAUGCAAACAGCAAAAAAGAAUCUAAAAUAAAAACAUAAAACCAUGCGAGGAGUAUCGAAAACGGUCAGACCUCAAAUUGUAAAUACUGUAGUACGGGAAUGAGAAAAGCGCCAAAAGGAAAAGUGAAAACAUCAUUGAAAUCGGCUUUCGUCGUAUAGCGACGGGGGCAAGAUGACUUUAGGAACUGCAAACGUAGAGAUAAUACGAAAAAUAUGUAGUACAACCCGUGUCUACGUUAUAAAAAAAUUAUAUAUUACAUAUAUAAAUAUAUAAAUAAAAUCAUUAAAUAAAAGUUUAAAAAUCCAUUGGCUAGAUCUGCGUGCGACUCGACGAAGACUGUGAGAAUGUUUAUGUGAUCAAGCAUAAAAAACGAUCCCUAAUGAAUUACACGUUGAUAUGUCAUAAUGAAGUUAAAGGUUGCAUGUAAAUGAAAGGAAUUCAGUUAUUAUUCACACCUUGUACGUAGAUACAUUGUUAGUUCGUACAUCAAAAGAAAACAAAAACAUGUACAUUAGGUCAUGGUUGGAAUAAUAUUCAAGUGAAUGGGCUAUAA
Messenger RNA from Venturia canescens, 15873 nucleotides. RefSeq names its product WD repeat and FYVE domain containing 3 bchs (gene bchs). Gene Ontology annotation, molecular function: metal ion binding; protein binding. Lineage: Eukaryota; Metazoa; Arthropoda; Insecta; Hymenoptera; Ichneumonidae. The coding region runs from base 540 to 10874 and encodes 3444 amino acids. The transcript is spliced from 47 exons. The record is from RefSeq and is a predicted model, not a curated record.